CAUGUGAUCGCUGCAGUUUACAUCUGUGUCACUGUGACAUUUGGGUGUUCAGAUUUGGGCUUGCCUUGGAGCUUCCUUUAACCAUGGGUUUGUUACUCUGACGGGUAGCGAUCAGCUGAAAGCUGAUGUCGGUGCGCUUUCAUAGCCACAGAAAUCAGGGUAUUGAUAAAAAAGCAGCGCGGUGAGACGCAGAAAGCUGAAGUACCGCUGUGGCAGCUCGGGACCCGCCUGAAGCACUGGGUGCCGCGGGGCAGGACAGGGAUGCCCUGGAGGUUAAGGGAAGAGGAGGCGGGAGGGGGCGACGGGACCGAACGCGAUGGUUCCCCCGCCCGGGCUCUCUGCGACCCCCCCGCUCGGAGGGGCCGCGGCGGGCGGGGGCGGCGGUGCGGACACGUCAUGCGGAAAGGAGAGCCCGGCCGGCCGCGAGUGGGCUCCGCUGCGGCCCGGUGCGCUGCCGUCUGAGCAUGCUCCCGCGGGGCUCCGCCGGCCUAUAUAACGGGGCCGGGGUGCCGGCGGCAGCGGCUCUGCUGAGGCAGCGGGGGAGCGCCGCUGCACACCGCGCUCCGGUCCUCGCCGUACUGCGCCUCUCUGCACCGCUCCUCUCGGUACUGCAGCGCUCCGCACCCAACUCCGCUGCGCACCGCGCUCCGCACGCAACUCCUCACCGAACUCCGCUCCGCACGGUACCGCAGCGCUCCGCUCCGCACAGCGCUCGGCACGGAACCCCGCUCCGCACGGUACCGCAGCGCUCCGCUCGGCACGGAACCCCGCUCCGCACGGUACCGCAGCGCUCCGCUCCGCACCGCGCUCCGCUGCGCCCCGCGCGUCUCUCCGGCCAGCAGCCGUCCGCACUGCUCCGCUCGGUACCGCACCGCCCCGCGGGGCCCGUCCCUGCCCCGCCGCCGCUGCCCGCCGGAGCCUCGGCGCCCGGCACGGCCGAGGCAGCGCGCCCCGCUCCGCCGGCCCCGGCCCCCGCGGCGGGCUCUCCCGCGGCGGGAUCUCCCGCGGGCGGCAGGAUGGCCGCGAAGCCGGCCGAGGUGAUGGGCAUCUGCUCCAGCUACCAGGCGGUGAUGCCGCACUUCGUCUGCGUGGCCGAGGAGUUCCCGCCGCCCGCCCGCCCCGCCAAGACCCCCAAGGGCAAGCUGCGGCGGCCGCGGCAGUCGCGCUUCAAGACGCAGCCGGUGACUUUCGACGAGAUCCAGGAGGUGGAGGAGGAGGGGGUGUCCCCCAUGGAGGAAGAGAAGGCCAAGAAGUCCUUCCUGCAGUCGCUGGAGUGCCUGCGGCGGAGCACCCAGAACCUCUGCCUGCAGCGGGACCGCCUGGGCAGCUGCCGCCUCCGCAACAGCCUCGACUCCAGCGACUCGGACUCGGCGCUCUGAGCGCGGCGGGCCCGGUAGCGGGGCACGGACUGAGCUGAGGGAGCCGCGCCGCCGGCACGGGAGCGCCCGGACGGGCAGCCGGGUCGGGAUGUUUUCUAAGAAAGCGCUUGUACCUUCGUUUCUAUUUGAUUGUAUGAAACUC
Molecule: messenger RNA, 1521 nt
Organism: Prinia subflava (tawny-flanked prinia)
Lineage: Eukaryota; Metazoa; Chordata; Aves; Passeriformes; Cisticolidae
Gene: C5H11orf96
Product: chromosome 5 C11orf96 homolog
Exons: 1
Coding region: 465-1379 (304 amino acids)
Source: RefSeq, a predicted model, not a curated record